AUGGCUCCCAUCCGAUCCCUCCUCGCUUCAAGGGCUGUCAUCGCCGGUCUGGCCGCCCUCGGCUGUCUCGGUCUCCUCAUUUCCACCCUCGACAGCGACACCCGCAACAACCUCUCCUGGAAGUACAACAACAACGGCGGCAACAACCAGGACAACCGUAACAUCGUCAACCCCGAAAACAACCAGGCCAACACCAUCUGGGAGGACGCCGCCACCCCUUCCUCACAAUUGGGCAAGACCCUCUCACAGUACCCUGGCCGGAAACCCCGCACUGUCCAGGCCAUGAUCGAGAAGGCUGAGGGUUACUACCAACGUAUCGUCCGUCAGCGUCAUGCUAACUUGCAGCUCCAGCAGUUUGGAACGCCGACAGACCCAACCAACCAACAGGAAAGAAACUUCAACCCAUGGAAUUCUGUGAUGUACUACUGGUGGUACUUCCCUGCCAGUUUCGUCUGCCCACACGAUAUCCAGCGCGUUGGACCAUUAAGUGACGGAGGAAAGUGGAUCUGCGGUAUGAGCUUGUACGAGGAGCAGCCCCGUGCCAAGUGUGUCAUCUACUCCUUUGGUGUCAACUACGAGACCCGCUUCGAGGGUGAGAUGUUGGACAGAACCGACUGCGAGAUCUUUGCCUACGAUGCCUCUGUCGCCUCCAUGGGUCCCGAGGCAACUGGACCCCGCUCGACCUUCAAGCCCUACUUCGUCGGCCGCACCAACCACGUUGACCCCCAGGGUAAGACCUGGAAGACUCUCAAGACCCUCAUGCAGGAGAACGGUCACGACUGGAUCGACAUCCUCAAGGUCGACAUUGAGGGUUCCGAAUUUGAGACCUUUGACGCCAUCAUGGACGAUUUCGGCGAUGUCCUCCCCUUCUCCCAAUUGCAGAUGGAGCUCCAUGUCCGUGAGGAUAUGAUCUCGUUCCCCGACUUCUUGAAGUGGUGGGAGCGUUUGGAAUCCAAGGGUGUUUACCCUUGGUGGACCGAGUUGAACUUGAACCCCACAUUUGGUGGUGAGAAGGAUUGGGCUUCUGAGUACUGCUUCUUGAACACCCGUGGUGGUUCCAAGAACUUGCUCAUCCAGAACUACGUCUAA
Messenger RNA from Linnemannia hyalina, 1089 nucleotides. Lineage: Eukaryota; Fungi; Mortierellomycota; Mortierellomycetes; Mortierellales; Mortierellaceae. The record is from the annotation of a GenBank genome assembly.